AUGGUCCGCACGGUAUCUGCACGGUACGCUCCGCAACGGCAAAGCAAGCAAAGACUGCUCGGCAAGAGUAGGACGCAGUGCCAAUGCCUCAUCCUUGAUAGUACCCUUCUCAUCGGCUCAAUUUGGGUAGCUUUAGAAUUUUCCUAA
Molecule: messenger RNA, 147 nt
Organism: Chondrus crispus (carragheen)
Lineage: Eukaryota; Rhodophyta; Florideophyceae; Gigartinales; Gigartinaceae
Exons: 1
Coding region: 1-147 (48 amino acids)
Source: RefSeq, a predicted model, not a curated record